AUGUCCCGAAUCCUGCGCCCGGCUUCUCGAUUCCUUUCCUCAUCCGCAGCCCGGCCGCUGGCUGCUCGAUGUGCGCUCCAGCGCUUUCCCCGAGUUCCGGCGAUUGUGCAAAGCAAAGGAUAUGCGACAGAAAGUGGGGUGAAGGAAUACACAGUUAGAGAUGCUUUGAAUGAGGCUCUUGCGGAGGAAUUGGAGUUGAACCCCAAGGUCUUCAUCCUCGGUGAGGAGGUUGCCCAAUACAAUGGCGCAUAUAAAGUCACCAAGGGCCUACUGGAUCGAUUCGGUGACAAGAGAGUCAUUGACAGUCCUAUCACCGAAUCUGGGUUCUGCGGACUCACAGUUGGAGCUGCAUUGGCUGGUCUACACCCCGUUUGCGAGUUCAUGACCUUCAACUUCGCCAUGCAAGCCAUUGACCAAAUUGUCAACUCUGCAGCAAAGACUCACUACAUGUCUGGUGGUAUCCAGCCCUGCAACAUCACUUUCCGAGGCCCCAACGGCUUUGCCGCCGGUGUCGCAGCACAACAUUCACAAGAUUACUCGGCGUGGUACGGAAGCAUACCGGGUCUCAAGGUCGUCAGCCCAUGGAGUGCGGAGGAUGCGAAAGGAUUGCUCAAAGCUGCCAUUCGGGAUCCUAACCCCGUCUGUGUGCUCGAGAACGAAUUGCUAUAUGGUCAAAGCUUCCCAAUGAGCGAAGCAGCCCAAAAGGAUGAUUUCGUCAUCCCAUUCGGAAAAGCGAAGAUUGAGCGUGCUGGAAAGGAUCUUACCAUUGUGUCCCUCUCCCGCUGCGUUGGACAAUCCCUUAUAGCUGCUGAGGCUCUCAAGAAGAAAUACGGUGUUGAGUGCGAGGUCAUUAACCUUCGCUCGGUCAAGCCCCUCGAUGUUCAAUCGAUCGUCACCUCCGUGAAGAAGACCCACAGACUGCUGUGUGUCGAGUCCGGAUUCCCAGCCUUCGGUGUUGGCGCCGAAAUCCUUGCGUUGACGAUGGAGUACGCUUUCGAUUAUCUGGAUGCUCCAGCUCAAAGAAUUACAGGCGCGGAAGUGCCAACCCCAUAUGCGUUGAAGUUAGAGCAAAUGGCCUUCCCGGAUGAGACACUGAUUGAAAACUAUGCGGCGAAGAUGUUGCGGUUGUAA
Messenger RNA from Venustampulla echinocandica, 1131 nucleotides. RefSeq lists its product as uncharacterized. The transcript is spliced from 2 exons. The coding region runs from base 1 to 1131 and encodes 376 amino acids. The record is from RefSeq and is a predicted model, not a curated record. Gene Ontology annotation, biological process: pyruvate decarboxylation to acetyl-CoA. NCBI's taxonomy places the organism in Eukaryota, Fungi, Ascomycota, Leotiomycetes, Helotiales, Pleuroascaceae. Gene Ontology annotation, molecular function: pyruvate dehydrogenase (acetyl-transferring) activity.